UAUAUAAAUUAUAAUUUACUAUAAUCUACUAGAUUAUAAUCUGAUAUCAAAUGUGGAUGUUUUCCAAUAAAUUUAUAUAUUAUAUCAUAUAUAUUAUAUAUUAUUAGAUUAUUUCUAAUACUUUGCUUAAAACAUAUUUAUAAGUGAAAACAAAUAAUAUUAUAAUAUUAAAAUUAAUUUAAUUAUUUUAUUAAUUAUUUUAUCAAAAUGGCUAAUACUUUAGCUAAUGUACCUGUGUCAAAAAUUAUAAAAAAUAAAAGCAAUUUCGAAGAUGAACCAAAAAAAAAAAGUAGAGAAGAUUGGAGAAAAGCGAAAGAAUUGGAAGAAGCAAGAAAAGCUGGUACAGCACCAGCUGCAGUAGAUGAAGAAGGCAAAGAUAUUAAUCCACAUAUACCACAGUAUAUUAGUGCUACACCAUGGUAUUUUGGAGCUCAAGGACCUACUUUAAAACAUCAAAGACCACAACCAGAAAAACAAAAAAAGUAUAGUGGUAUAAAUGAAUGGUACAAACGUGGUGUAGAUUCAUCUAAAAUAGCAACUAAGUAUCGUAAAGGAGCAUGUGAAAAUUGUGGAGCAAUAACUCACAAAAAAAAAGAAUGUAUGGAACGUCCACGUAAAAUAGGUGCGAAAUAUACAAAUGCAAAUAUAGCACCAGAUGAGUUUACUCAACCAGAAUUAUCUACAGAUUAUGAUGGCAAAAGAGACAGAUGGGCUGGUUAUGAUCCUUCACAACAUAGAGCUAUUGUUGAAGAAUAUCAAAAGAUUGAAGAAGCAAAAAGACAAAUGCGUGCAGAAAAAUUAAAUGCAGAAGGAAAUGAUGAACAAGAUUCAGAUAAAGAUGAGGAUAAAUAUGUUGAUGAAGUUGAUAUGCCUGGAACAAAAGUAGAUUCUAAACAACGUAUUACUGUUAGAAAUUUACGAAUUAGAGAAGAUACAGCAAAAUAUUUAAGAAAUUUGGAUCCAAAUUCUGCAUAUUAUGAUCCUAAAACGAGAUCUAUGCGUGAUAAUCCUUAUGCUGGUACAGAUAGAGAGGUAGAUUAUAAAGGUGAAAACUUUGCACGUUUUUCGGGAGAUACGCAACGACAUGCAAAUGCACAAUUAUUUGCAUGGGAAGCACAUGAAAGAGGUGUUGAUGUUCAUUUGCUCGCAGAACCUACAAAAUUAGAAUUACUUAAACAGGAAUAUGAUAAAAAGCGCGACGAAUUAAAAGAUAAAACUCGUGAAAGCAUAAUUAGUACAUAUGGAGGUGAAGAACAUCUCAAUGCUCCUCCACCUUCUCUUUUAUUAGCACAAACAGAACAAUAUGUUGAAUAUUCUAGAUAUGGAAAGAUUAUUAAAGGACAAGAUAGACAAAUAAUUAGAUCAAAAUAUGAAGAAGACAUUUAUCCAAAUAAUCAUAAUUCUGUUUGGGGAUCCUACUGGCAUACUGGUAAAUGGGGAUAUAAAUGCUGUCAUUCAUUUAUAAAAAAUUCGUAUUGUAUAGGAAAUGCAGGUAAAAAAAUUGUUGAAAUGAUAACAGUUGAUAGAGAUGAAUCGAUACCAUGAAAGUAUAAGAUACUAUUAUUCAUUACUUAUAUUGUAUGACUCAGUACUAAAAUUUGUUCAAUUCAAAUUUAUUCAAAACAAAAAUAUUAAUAU
This is a messenger RNA of Apis florea (little honeybee), 1638 nucleotides long. It is a transcript of the gene Slu7, whose product is annotated as Pre-mRNA-splicing factor Slu7. The record is from RefSeq and is a predicted model, not a curated record. Gene Ontology annotation, cellular component: spliceosomal complex. Lineage: Eukaryota; Metazoa; Arthropoda; Insecta; Hymenoptera; Apidae. Gene Ontology annotation, biological process: mRNA splicing, via spliceosome. Gene Ontology annotation, molecular function: pre-mRNA 3'-splice site binding.